AGCCUCCAGCACACCUGCAGAGCAUGGCAAGCAUUCAACCCACAUACCAACAUGGGGACAAAGGAUGCAUUUUUAUGGAGCGCUGAUCCUGUUUGUGACUGUGUCUGCGGCAUGCGGACUGACCUGCUACCAAUGUCUAGGCAAAGGCUGCACUAACGAGGUCACUUGUUUCCCCGAUGGGGAUCGUUGUACCAGCAUCGACGUGAACGGUCUUGUCACCAAGAGCUGCAUGAACAGUGGAGCAUGUGUUCCACCGAUAACCUGCUGCUCCACUGACUUGUGCAACGGAGCCACACCCGCCGCCUCCAGCAUCCUCCUCCUGAUGGCAUCAUCGGCCAUCGUCACGCUCUUUCUCUGAGCUACAGAUAUUAAAAUAUAUAACAAUAUUUGUCUUUUAUCACCAAUUUGUACAAUUGAAGAAGAAUAAACAAAGCCUUGAAAUUUUGACAUUAAUGUGUACGGUUAAAAACUGCUUUUCUAUUAAUCAUAUUAUGAAUGAUUCGAAAGCUAAGUGAGAUUGGGAGUUAAAUGCUUAACCAGUAUCAGCACAUCCUUGUGUUUUUCACUUCCUCCUUGAGCCCAGUGGUUAAUCAGUGACAGCAGACCUUUUCAAAAGUCAACAAACUGCCUCAAUUAAAGCAAAUCUAGAGUU
Gasterosteus aculeatus aculeatus (three-spined stickleback) is the source of this 652-nucleotide messenger RNA. Lineage: Eukaryota; Metazoa; Chordata; Actinopteri; Perciformes; Gasterosteidae. The record is from RefSeq and is a predicted model, not a curated record.